Messenger RNA from Clupea harengus (Atlantic herring), 4735 nucleotides. RefSeq names its product vitamin K epoxide reductase complex, subunit 1L1 (gene vkorc1l1). The record is from RefSeq and is a predicted model, not a curated record. Gene Ontology annotation, biological process: vitamin K metabolic process; peptidyl-glutamic acid carboxylation. NCBI's taxonomy places the organism in Eukaryota, Metazoa, Chordata, Actinopteri, Clupeiformes, Clupeidae. Gene Ontology annotation, molecular function: vitamin-K-epoxide reductase (warfarin-sensitive) activity.
UGCCAUGUUUUCAAACUGGUUUUCUCUGUAACAGUCCAAACAAAGUGCAGGGUAAUGUGUGUAAACAAGGUGAUGUCAUUCCGUUUUUAUUCCUACGUAUGUCAUUUAACUACAUUGAUUGGCUGAGUACGUAUUGUGGGUAACCUAUCAGCAUGAACUUCCUUAUUCGAAGUCUGCUAUCGUCCUAUAAAUUUGUCCUAUCUUUGAUUGACACACUUUUUUUCGUUAAGGUUAUGAAAGCCUAUUUGAACAGUAAACGCAGUAAUAUACAAAGCGGUUGAGUUAAAAAAAAGCAUGUUCUAUUAGUGUACCUGUGUCCACUUGCCUAAUGCAUACUUUAAAAGAGCAAACUACAAUAAGUAGGCUAGAUGUCGAAUGUCAUGACGCUACCUUGUUCAUCCACUGUAAUGCACGUCAGGGUUUUCAAAUGACAUCCCCCCCCCAUAAACCUUUGGUGAAUUUAAACUAUUUGUUGAAUGCUUGGAAAUCCUUUAUAUUCCCAUCACCCUUCCCCAAUAAACUCCGUUGGACACCACAGUGUGGCAGUAUGAGUUUGCUUUGUUUUGGAGAAGGCUACAGGUUUGGAUCGACCUGACAAAACUCAAUUUAUAUUUGCCAAUGUCCCAGGGUAUCUAUAACAACUAUCAUUUUAGUCAUUUUGGUUUGGUUGUUAAAAAGUAGUCCCAUGUUUAUUCUUUUGAUCUUCAAAAUUAAGGACGUGACGUUUAUGAAAAGAAAGUGAUUUAGUAGGCUUACCUUACACAACUUAACUAAGUGUACACAAUCUGUUAAUAUAGUAUCAUGUUUUAGGACAUGUAGCCAGCAUUGUAAAACACUGAGUCUGGUGGCAAGGAUAUGUUAAAGUGGACUAUCAGCAUGGAAAGUCUAGGCCCACUUAAAUCCACUUCUUACAUACAGGUUAAAACAUUUGCCAAAUGAAUACAUGUUAAAUGUAAUUUUUUUUGCCAAACUGCUGUCUUUUUACAUACGACUUAACACAGCAUGUAUUAACACACGAUGAGGUAGGCUACAACAUUUGUGGGUCUACAACCAAGUCAAUUGUUAUAUUGUUUGUGUACAGCCUAUGAGAACCCAGUUGCAUGGAAAUAUCAAACUGCAUGAUUUGUAAUUGUAAAACGUACUGGUUUGUUAUGUAAGAAGAACAUGUUAGCCCCUAGUGGACGAGAGGUGGCGAGACAGGUGACACGCCCCUGGUGGAGUUGCACAUCCUGACGCUUUUACACGUAGCAGAUCUCUCGUAGCCCUCUAUGGUAGGAGGCUGCGUGUGAGAGUAAGGCCGGGAAAAAUGGCGGCGCCCGUCCUGAGAGUGUCCACCCCUCGAUGGGAAAGAAUAGUCAGGUUCCUUGUAUGCCUACUUGGCAUUAUGUUGUCUUUAUACGCCUUUCACGUAGAACAAGAAAACGCUAAGGACUCGAAAUAUCGGGCAUUAUGCGACUUGAGCAACUCAAUAAGCUGUUCCAAAGUCUUCACCUCCAGAUGGGGGCGAGGAUUCGGGCUCUUGGGCUCUAUCUUUGGCAAUGACAGUGCAAUGAACCAGCCAAACAGUGUCUACGGAAUCAUCUUUUACAUCUUGCAGCUGUUACUUGGAAUGACGGUGAGUGCCAUGGCAGCCCUGAUCCUCAUGAGCACGUCCAUCGCCUCGGUGAUGGGAUCCCUCUACCUGGGGUACAUACUCUACUUCGUUCUGAAGGACUUCUGCGUCAUCUGUGUCACCACAUAUGCACUGAACUUCAUUCUCUUUGUCCUCAACUACAAGCGACUUGUUUACUUGAAUGAGGCUUGGAAGCAACAGCUCCAAGCCAAGCAGGACUGAGAAGGAAAAAAACAAAAACAAAAAAAAUGUGACCUCUGAACUUAUGACUUGCCACCAGGAGACCUUGCUUCCAUACAAUGUUCAUUCUGUGUCUAAAAAAUUGUGAAAAAUUAGGGGCCAGAGAUCACAAGUUUGUUGCAAACAACGGAAGGAUUUAAAAACGGAAAAAAUAUCUAUUUGUCCAUAUUCGCUUUGUUAGAUUCCCUUAUUCUACCCAAAACGAAUACUCACAUAAGGGAUGGGGUUAAAAGAAAAGAAAAAAACAAGCACUUGCAGAAUCUCCAGUACUGACCAUGGAUGACAUCCUGCUACUGAAGAGAAAGUUGAGGACGAGACGGCGAGAGAAGUGCAACAGGACGAUACGUGGUGUUUACUUGAAUCCAAAGGGGACGCUCCUGCUCCUGUGUUCCCCGAACUGUACUGAGAGGAAACGAAUUAUGAGUUUAACAAAAUAAACAUGCAUGAUCAUGGGGUUACUGUACAGUUCUCAGAUAUGAUUCCACAACAAGAUAUAAGGAUUAACAUCAACAAAAGUGUAAUUUCUUAUGUUUACAGUAAUUUUUUUUGAAGAGGACCACUAAUUUUAAAAACAUGGGAGAAUGUGAGACCUUGUGUGUUCAUCGGUUCCUUGUUUCCUCUUGUUUUUUUUUUUGCAAAUCUGUAAAUAGCCGCUGAGCAAUAUUCCAAGCUAGAUUGUGUUUUAGUGUUGACAGACGUAAAGAGAAAAAAAAAGAACAAAAAAAAACUAAAAAAUCCGUAAUAAGGAAAAGCAUUGUGUUGUCAUCAGGGUGAACAGGUGUGACGAUGUGCAUGCACUAAGUGUGUCCCUCACGGUCAGCAAGAGGUAUGCUGUCGCUUGGAUGCUUUCCGAACACCUACUGGUCCAGAUGUUUGUUAGGUUUGACAUCUGAACAACCUCCAUUUGAGUCUUUCCUCCAGUCAGAGUUUUUAUUUUUUCUCUUCCCCCCCCCCCCUAAAUCCUCUCCUCUGCUAAGCCUACUCUCCAGAAUAGCACCUUUCUCUGGGUUUCGUUAAGUAACCUUGUAAAUAUGUUUUGUUCUAAGCAUUCCUGACACACAGGAGGAGAACCAUUAGACUUAUGUGCCUAACAGAACCGUGAUGUGAAAUACCUUCUUUUUCUUCUUCUUCUUUUUUUUUUUUUCUCUUCCCCGUGAAUCUUGAUGAUCACUUUCCUCACUCAGUCACUGUCUCAUGACCCCUUGAUUUUUUGUAUACUGUAUUUCACAUUGUUUCUUAAAAUGGUUAACGUUUGAAAGCGUACAUCACAACUACUAGACACCCCCUUAAACCCUCUCCAAUUGUGCAUUUGAUUAACCUGCUGACGGAUGGGGAAGGUAUGUUUCAAACGGAUACGACAGAAAGACAGCUCUGAACUUUUAUUUUGUAUGCAAUGUGUCAUUCUAGCUUCAGUAAUUUAUUAGACAUUUUGGGUAUGUGUUCACUGCUGUAAGCAAGGUCUAGAUCUCUCAUAGUGGUCUAACAUUUGUUGCUGUGUUUUUGAAUUUGAAACUACAUUACUCACAAUGCUCAGUGCCCUAGCCACUACCUCUCAGUAUUGUCCCCGUACGGUAACAUCCCAUGCUUGUAGGAUUAGCUACAGAAGAUGCCAGCAGAAUCAGCACUUAGAUAUCAUAGCGCCUUGUUACUGGUUGAUGGCUUACCAUGGUAAAUGAGUUGUGCUCUCCUUCCUGCCAGUGGGCAUGAUAUCGGGAGCAAAUUGUGCAACAUUUACGUGGCUGUGUUUUGUGUCCUAGAUCAAUCUCACUGAUGCUGUUUGAUUGGCUCUAGUAGGCUCUGUUUGGUGUGAUGUCCCACGCAGCAGAACAGGUGUCGGUGUUCAUGUGUAUUACUGUUUUCUGAAUAGGGUGUCAAACGAUGUGCACAUUCAUUGGACAUUAGUAUUUUUAUUUUUUUGCAGUUGUCUUUUAAGGUCGGGGGUUUCUCACUCGUGUAAAUCCAUGUGAAAUUCCUGGUGAAUAAAGUCGGUCUCUUUGUGCUAAAAUACAGCUUCUUCCAUUCACCAAUGGUUGAAAGGAGGUGAUGCCAGGUGGCAAACAGAUUGUUGCAUGUCCUAGCUCUACUUUAUUUUUGAGUCGAUCUUUGAGAAGUUUUUGCUUGCUCUAGAAACGCUGGAUAAAGAAUGUUGCAGGCCUUGUAUGUUCACAGGUUCCACACCUUCAUACCAAGGCAGGCCAUUGUCCAUUACUCAUAAUUGCAGCCUAACAGCCUGUAUCAAAGAAACUGCUACUGUGGCCCUGAGCAUAAAAAUGAUUCCAUGAUCAUUAAAACUAAGAUGUGUUUCUGAGCAAGGAACACAACAAUUUGAGCAAGGACUUGUUUGCCUUUUCGUCCGAGUCCUGUGAGAACCUCACCUCAGAGAACCCGUAGCACAUAUUUCUGCUUCUGGACAUCUCAGAAUAAGUACACUUUUUAAUUAGGAAGUCACUACAAUGAAUGCAAAAUCUAUUUGUCUUAAUGGCAUCCAAAUAACAAAGCUAAUUCAGAUCAAAAUAACUUCUUUUCGAUUCAGGAAAAAAAAAGUCUGGAGUAGUGUUUGUGUUCAUAUGUAGCUCACAAUGUGAACAUCCCCAAGUUUAGCACAGCAAAGGAGAUGCUGCAGUCAUGAUGUCCACUAAAAGUGCCUUCUGUAUCUUCACUGGGCCGUGGCCGGUUUGAAGCAGCAGUACAGCCUUGUUGGUUAAGCUGACGGGAACAGGCACUCCUGCUUGCCUUGGAGAAGGUGCACGCAGAUGAGAUCGGAGGUCCUUCAAAGAUGUGUACUGUGACAUGCGUAUUGGAUGUGCGUUAGCAGAGGCCCACCAAAAACCAACCAAUAAAAGACAAAAUAAAGUUAACAUGACAUUGUCUGGUGUUACACUA